This is a messenger RNA of Cuculus canorus (common cuckoo), 2435 nucleotides long. RefSeq names its product testis expressed 264, ER-phagy receptor (gene TEX264). The coding region runs from base 211 to 1197 and encodes 328 amino acids. Gene Ontology annotation, biological process: reticulophagy; protein-DNA covalent cross-linking repair. The transcript has 6 exons. The record is from RefSeq and is a predicted model, not a curated record. Lineage: Eukaryota; Metazoa; Chordata; Aves; Cuculiformes; Cuculidae. Gene Ontology annotation, cellular component: nucleus; autophagosome membrane; endoplasmic reticulum membrane.
CGCCGCCCCACCCCGUGCCCGCGCGCCCCCGCGCACCGCGAGCGCAGCCGCCACCGGGGCGGGGCGGGACCGGCGGGGCGGGGCGAGGGCCGGCAUCGCUCCGGUCCGGCCGAUCACGGCGAGCCCCGGCGCCACAGAUCCUGCGCCCCUGCGGAUCAGAUGUCGUGAACGGUUCCUGGGCUGAGCUGGUUUCUCAGUGCAUCAGAAAACAUGGAGCAUCUCGCAUCCAUCCUGUCCGACUGGGUGCUCCUCGGGCUCAUUGUGGUGCUGGUUGCCUUGCUGCUGCUGACUGUUUUUGGUUUCGCUGUCUACUCGGGGCUCUUCACGGAGGUGGUUGUGAGUGCUGGCUCCCCGCCUGUCGGCAGCAUCACGCUGGCCUACAAGUUCAGGGUGGGCCCGUACGGUGAAUCGGGGCAGCUCUUCACGGACGGCUGCAGCAUCUCUUCAAAGCUCUACUCCAUCGGUGUCUACUACGACAACCCUCACACGGUGAAUCCGGAGAAGUGCCGCUUCGCCAUAGGCCGAAUCCUGAGUGAGGGAGAUGCAAAGCCAUCGGAAGAGCAGAUCAAACGGUUCCAGAAGUAUGGCUUCAAGAUCUUCUCCUUCCCCGCUCCCAGCCAUGUGGUCAUGGCGACCUUCCCGUUCACCACGCCACUGUCCAUCCAUCUAGCAGUCAACCGUGUCCACCCAGCCCUUGAUACCUACAUCAAGGAGAGGAAGCUGUGCGCCCACCCCCGGAUCGAGAUCUACAAGGAGGACCGCAUCUACUUUGUGUGUCCCCUCGCUCGCCAAGGGGACUUCUAUGUGCCUGAAAUGAAAGAACUGGAGAGGAAGAUCAGAGCUGCUGCAGCUGAGGCCGAGGAUGCCCAGACAGACAUUGCAGGGGCCGACACCAUGAGCGAGGCGAGCUCCAUCAGCAUAGAGGCCACAACCGACAGCAGAGACACCUCGGUGGCCACCUCCAUCCUGCUGCCCUUCCCAGCCAGCUGUGGCCGGGAGGAAGUGGACAACCGCAGCGAGCACAGCUACAGCGAGUCUGGAGCCAGCGGCUCCUCCUUUGAGGAGCUGGACCUGGAGGUCACUGGGGACGGCGAGGGAGCCGCAGCCCUGCUGCCCGAUGUGGCCUACACAGGCAAACAAGAGGUCACAGACAAGUGGACCAAGGAGCCCAUCGCUGCUGAGAGAGGAGAGGAGUGAAGCAGAGACCUGCCUGCCUCACCUCCCGCCGGGGUCUGAGUUACUGGGAACUGGUCACCUUUUCCACCUCCUUCCUCUCCAGCCAAGCGAUUGCGGUUGAUGAUUCCCCCCGGGACCUGCUCUCCCUCUUUGCACAAAGGGUGUUUGGCCGUUUCGGGGACGCUGCGAGACUAGGGGGGUCUCCUGCAGUGCUCAGCAGUGCGGGGUAGGUGCAGGCUGGGGGGGCAGCGAAAUGCAUUUGCUGUUUGUGUGUCUUUAGAUGCGUCGCUAAUUCCUCGCAGGUGUCUCGGGGGGUGGUGGUGGAUGGCAGAGGUGUCCCCUCUCACCUCUGUCGGUGCCCCUCUCACCCACAGCUUCUCUCUGCCGCACCGCCGCGUGUUUUCUAGCACCAAAGAGCUGUGAGUGGGGUCAGCUGGGUUUGUUCCCCUCUUCCUCUUGCUGAAAAAUGGAAACAUCCCAUGUAAACCUAGUCCUCCCAGCACUGCCAUGGGCGCUUUUGGGGUCUGUAAUAAAGCGGAUGCUUUUCCUGGCUGGUGGCCGGCGUUGCUGACUGCCUCUUGGCCGAUCGCGCCGUCCUGCCCUGUGGCACAGCGCGGGUCCCUGUUCAAGGGCUCUGAAUCCCCCUUGCUCACAUUUUCCCCCUGCUCGAGGAAUGCUGUGGGCUGUGGGGACCAUCCCGGCUUCUGCAAGCUGCAGGGGGAGCAGGGAAGGGUGGCAGCCACCGUGCUGGACUGGAGGGAGGUGGCAUCCCCGCUCCCCUUGGGAACCUGCUGAGAGUACAAGCAGGAAAGCCAGGUCCGUGGGCUGCUGGUGGACCUGGUGCCACUGUGCUCCUCGGCAGGUCCGGUGGCAGAGGGACCAGCCUGCCUGCACUGUGCCACCCUUCCAGCUCACCUGCCUGGUCCCCCAGCCCUGGGGUGCACGAGGGAGGGCUGCCCACGCUGAUCCCAAUUCCUCAUCCCCUGCUGGAGACGAGGGAGCAGCUUGGACAUCACCGCCGUGGUGCCUCGGGGCGAUGCCAGUGCACCUCAGUUUGAAGAGCGCAGCCCCUGCUCUGGUGCCCCUGAUACCUCUGGCAGGUAGAACAUUGCAGCCCAAAACCCUGGGGUGGGGAUGCAAGGGACAAGAGAGACCUGGCUGUCCCUCUGUGCUGGAGACGUGUCCUCCCGGGCUUGGAAAGGUCAUGAUUUGUCCUCAGACAGUGAUUGACAUAAGAUUGUUCAUAAAUAUUUUGUGCU